UCUCACAUGAAACACUCUAGCAGUGGGCGUUUUUCAUCAUAAAGCUUUCAGCUAAAGUUACAGACAGUGAAGAUAAUGAUCACAGAAUUCAGUGAUGAGUGUAGCCAGGUGUUAGUAGACAUCUGCACAUUCUAAUUUCUGUUCUUCACACCCAGAGCUGGUUAUUUGAGAAUAUUCAUUGAUUUCCUUAUAUAUGAAUGUUCCAUUCUAGGAUCUGCUGUGAAAGUUGAGAAGAUGCGCAAGAUAGUUAAGAUAGCACGGGAAGCUUACUGUGUGGGGAAGUCAGACCUUCAGAUAAUGAGCAGGGUUGUUCCCAAAUGCAUCUUCAAAUUAGCCAUCAGUGGGAGCAGAAGAAGAUACUUCUCAGAAGCCCCGGGGGGGCCUUACAUUAGCAGCAUCCUGGGACUAUUCAGCAGUCGACAGCUCCCAGCAAUGCUCGAGGAAUAUGGACCACACCUGAGGUGGAAACACCACGGCUAAACAGAUUCACCUCACCUGGCUGAGUCUAGCCACCAAGAGUCAUGCCAGCCAAUGGGAAGAGAGGGAGUCAAAAGCCAAAGGCAGGUUUUCCUCUCACAUUGUUUACUGUGGGUCUAGAAUGCAUAAGAAACAAGGAAGGCAAGUACCAGAAACUAUCAAUCUUGCGCCUUCGUUUUGGCAAGGAUGCACCAAAAGGCAAAGCAUUUAAAUUUGCAGAGAUUUUGUAUCCAGCAUCUCCACUCUGUAAACCUUGGCAUUUCCCAAUUCUAAAUUAGAUCCCACUUUUUCCUUGUUUUUGAGGAUUUCCAUCUGGAGAAGUCCGAGCUCACAAUCCUAGAACACAAUGGCUGAAUCUUUCUUUUCUGACUUUGGCUUGCUGUGGUACCUGGAGGAGCUCAGAAAGGAAGAGUUCUGGAAAUUUAAGGAGCUCCUCAGGCAACAACCUCCGAGGUUUGAAUUCAAGCCAAUUCCCUGGAGCGAGGUAAAGAAAGCGUCAAGAGAAGACCUGGCAAAGCUGUUGGACAAGCAUUACCCAGGGAAAAAGGCAUGGGAGGUGACACUGAGCAUAUUUCUACAGAUGGAUCGGAGAGACCUCUGGAUGAAGGCUAAGGAGGAGAUUAGAAGUAUAAACCCAUACAAAAAGCACAUGAAGGAAAAAUUCCGUCUUAUCUGGAAAAACGAAGCUUGUCUGCAAGUCCCUGAGUGUUUCUACAAAGAGGUCACAAAUAAUGAAUUUGAAGAAUUGCAUGAUGCAUACAAUGCUGAGGAGUUUAGAGAGCGUUCACUCACUGUGGCCAUGCAAGGUCCUCGAGGAGUUGGGAAAACAACCUUUUUGAGAAGAGUAAUGUUGGAAUGGGCAGAAGGAAACUUCUGUAAAGACAGAUUCACAUUUGUUUUCUUCCUUGAUGCCUGUGGAUUGAACCAUGUUAAAGAGGCAAGCUUGGUGGAGCUCAUCUCCAGGGACUGGCCUGAGUGCUCAGAGCCAAUAGAAGACAUUUUUUCUCAGCCACAGAAAAUCCUGUUCAUCAUCGACGGCUUUGAGGAAUUGAAAUUUGAUUUGGAGCUUUACACUAACUUGUGCCAUGACUGGACGCAGCAGCAGCCAAUGCCAAUUGUCCUGAGCAGUUUGUUGCAGAAAAAAAUGCUCCCAGAGUCCUCUCUACUUAUCGCAUUAGGAACUGUGGGUAUGCAAAAAAAUCAUUUCUUGCUGAAGCAUCCAAAAUACAUACGUCUGGUGGGACUCUCCGAGCAUGAAAGGGAGCUGUAUUUCUCCCACUUCUUCUGCGAAAAGAAGAAAGUCUUGCAAGCCUUGAGUUUUGUGAGAGACAAUAGUCCUCUGUUUUCCAUUUGCCAAAGUCCCCUUCUGUGUUGGUUGAUCUGUACUUGCAUGAAUUCUCAGCUAGAGAGGGGAGAAGACUUUGAGAUAUCCUGGCAGACCACCACCUCUUUGUAUGCAUCCUUUUUUACAAACGUUUUCAAACCAAGAGGUGAGAAUUGUUCACCAAAGCAGAACAGAACCCGGCUGAAAGGCCUGUGCUCUUUGGCUGCAGAAGGGAUGUGGACUCAGACGUUUGUGUUUUGCCAAGGGGAUCUCAGGAGGAAUGGGGUAUCUGAGUCCGAUGCUUUAAUGUGGGCAGGCAUGAGCAUCCUUCUGAGGAGUGGUGACUGCUUUGCCUUCAUCCACAUGAGUGUCCAAGAGUUUUGUGCUGCCAUGUUCUAUUUGGUGAAACAACCCAAAGACAAUCCUAACCCAGUCAUUGGAAGUGUAACCCAGCUUGUAGCCACAGGAGUGUGUCAAGCCCAAGACCACUUGUCCCAGAUGGGGCUAUUCCUGUUUGGGUUUUCAAUGGAAAAAAUAACCAAAAUUCUGGAGACAUCCUUUGGUUUCCGAUUGUCACAAGAUAUAAAGCAGGAAAUAACCCGAUGCUUAAAAAGUUUAAGUCAAUGUGGACACGAUAAGGGAGAGGUAAAUUUCCAGGAAUUGUUUAAGUGUAUAUAUGAAACUCAGGACAAAGAAUUUAUGGCACAAGUAAUGGAUUUUUUCAAAGAAGUUGCCAUUUAUAUUAGUAAUACAAAGGAAUUGAUAAUAUCCUCAUUCUGCCUGGAACAGUGCCAUACUUUGCAGAAAUUUAGGCUGUGUGUAGAAAACAUCUUUUCGGAUGACUAUGAAUUCAUCUCAAGUCAUAACGAGAGACUCGGCUUGUGGCGGGACCUCUGCUCAGUGUUCAGCACCAGCAAGGACCUCCAGGUGUUGGAAUUGGACAACUGCAGCCUUGACGGUGCCUCCCUGGCAAUCCUUUGUAAAGCACUGGCACAGCCCACGUGUACACUCCAAAGGCUCGAGGUUCAUUUUGUCUCUAACCUGGGAAACAGUCCAGACUUCUUUAAGGCCAUUCUUCAUAACCCUCAUCUGAAACACCUGGCCCUUCAUGGCACGAGCCUCUCCCACAUUGCAGUCCAGCAGCUGUGUGAGACACUGAAACACCCAAUGUGCAACAUUGAACAGUUGACGUUGGGAAAAUGUGACAUCACAAGUGAGGCCUGUGAAGAGCUUGCCUCUGCGCUCGUCUGCAACAAGGUGAAGCAUCUCUUCUUGGUAGAAAAUCCCCUGAUGAAUGAAGGAGUGAUGUCACUGUGUGAAACCUUGAAGCAGCCAAACUGUGCCCUGGAGACCCUGGUGUUAAUGCACUGCUGUAUUACUUCCAUCUCCUGUAACUACAUCUCCCAGGUCCUUUUGUGCACCACGUCCCUCACCCUUCUUGAUCUGGGGUCCAAUUUCCUGGAAGAUAGCGGAAUGAGGACUCUAUGUGAGAGCUUGAAGCACCCAAACUGUAACAUACAGGAGCUGUGGCUGGUGGGUUGUUACCUCACUUCAGAUUGCUGUAAGUACAUUUCUUCUGUUCUUACUAGCAACGAAAAACUGAAGACCCUGAAACUUGGGAGUAAUGAAAUACAAGAUGAUGGCGUCAGACAGUUAUGUGAAGCUUUGAAGCACCCUAAUUGUAGACUGCAGAAUCUCGGGCUGGAAAGGUGUCGGCUCACCAGCGCCUGCUGUGAAGACCUGGCCUCUGCUCUCGCCAUCUGCAAAACGCUGAGGAACCUGAGUCUACACUGCAUUCCCUUGGACCGUGAUGGGGUUCUGGUGCUGUGUGAGGCCUUGGACCACCCAGACUGUCCCCUGCAGGUGCUUGGGCUGGACAGAUCUUCUUUUGAUGAGGAAACUCAGAUGCUGCUGACAGCUUUUGAAGAGAAAAAUCCGCAACUGAUCAUUUCACAUGACCCUUGGGUGGAUGAUGAAUGCAAGGUCAAGGAUGUGUUCUUUUGAUGGAAGGCCCUGGAGUCAUCCUCUCACAAGGGCUUCUCACUGGUCAUGAUAGGGCUUCUCAUUCCAGCACACCCUGCCCUGAGAUUACAGAUCACGGCAUUGGGGGUUGUGAUUUCAGGGCUACCCUUCACAGUGUUCUAGUAAUAUGAUUGGGGAAUGUGAUUCAGUGUUCAUCUGAGAUUUUCUUUUGCCCAAGUGUUCUGUCCUCUUAUCUUUAAGGAAUUCCCAUCCUACUUCACAAAGGCAUUUAGAAGAACAGAGAGAUACAUGUUAAGCACUUUGGAAAACAUGGCUUUUUAUUAGUGGAUGUAUUUGAAAUGAAGGUCCUUGGAUUGAAGAAACUAUGGUCCUCUGACACUUCUGAUUUGGAAGUGAUGCUAGAAUGCCUUUAGAUUGUAGUGCUAUCACUAGAUCUGAUAUUCACCCGAAUUUCCCAUUUCUAAUUUCACCAUCUAAAUUUAAGUUGAUCAGUUUUGUCUAAAAAAAGAAAAGUAUUCCCAAAGCUCUAUUUGUCCUUUAGUAAAUGCCUCUCCAGUAGAAUUUUUAAUUGACUAUCAUAUUUUUCAAAUGUAACUAAGCUACUUAAUUCAAUAUCAUUUUCAAAUGUACAUUAUAGUUCAUUACCAUAAUUAAUCACUCCUUGGU
Messenger RNA from Choloepus didactylus (southern two-toed sloth), 4450 nucleotides. It is a transcript of the gene NLRP9, whose product is annotated as NLR family pyrin domain containing 9. The record is from RefSeq and is a predicted model, not a curated record. Lineage: Eukaryota; Metazoa; Chordata; Mammalia; Pilosa; Megalonychidae. The coding region runs from base 824 to 3805 and encodes 993 amino acids. The transcript is spliced from 11 exons. Gene Ontology annotation, biological process: regulation of inflammatory response. Gene Ontology annotation, cellular component: cytoplasm. Gene Ontology annotation, molecular function: protein binding.